This is a messenger RNA of Scatophagus argus, 2293 nucleotides long. RefSeq names its product interleukin-1 receptor-like 1. Gene Ontology annotation, molecular function: interleukin-1 receptor activity. The record is from RefSeq and is a predicted model, not a curated record. The transcript has 12 exons. Lineage: Eukaryota; Metazoa; Chordata; Actinopteri; Scatophagidae. Bases 61 to 1752 code for a protein of 563 amino acids. Gene Ontology annotation, biological process: signal transduction.
CCGAGUAGAGGAGGAGGCAACAUAGUCUGACUCCAGCUACUGACACACGUUUAUGAGCAAAUGGAUACUCCAUGGCUUCUCAUGGUCAUCUUCAUGGUGAUAACCUCAUCUGAAUAUUCAGAUACAGCUGAGUACCACUGUGAGGAUCUAGAUCUAGAACCAUAUAACCUUCUUGAAGGUGAAGCAUUUUAUAUUGUUCCUUAUGGUGUGUCAGACAACGAAUCUGAUGAAUUCUUGUGGUACAAAAACAGUUCUCAGAUUGACCUUAUAUCUACUAACGAGACAGAGAGUGUUCAUUUCCACCGUGGCAAACUUUUUAUGUUAAACCUCACCACUGAGAACUCUGGCUUUUACACUCUUCGACAAAAACAAUCAUCUGGAAAGUGCUACAACCAUCAUGUAAAAGUUGAAGUCUUCAGAGAAAAAAUGGCCAUGGAACUCCUCUAUGUAGAAAUCCACAACUCUGACGUCAACAAAAAAAUUGUGUGUCCAGAUACUGUUUGUGAAACAUGUGAAACAUUUGAAGGGAAACUGACUUGGAUGAAGGAUUUCAUUCCUAUUCAAGGUCAUGAAAAAUUCCUGUGGGUUUAUAAUUCUACCAAAAGUGAUGAGGGCAUCUACACCUGUGCUUGCACCUGGACAUACAAUCACAAGGUGUACAAGUCAUCAGGCUCCAGGAGGCUAAGACUUAAAGAUAUAGUUGUCCCUCAUAAACCAGAAAUCAUCCCUCCAACUAACAAGGAACUGUUUGCUGAAGGAGGCUCUGAGAUCAAGUUGAAGUGCUCAGUGUACUGUGGGAUUAAUGUGGAAGAUAACUGUGAUGCUAGUUGGUACAUCAAUGAAAUCCCUUCCAUCCAGAAAGUUGGAUACAAUCAAACCAAGAAUAUAUCCGUCGACUCACUGAAGAAUACAUUCUCGACUGCAAUCCUGAGCAUUGAGAGCGUGUCUUCUCAAGAUUUCCAGACUGAAUUUAAAUGUGUCGGAAAAGGCACUUAUGAGGAGGUGUCUCAAACUUUCACUCUGAAGCGGAGAGAGUCAAUAAUCCCACUCAUCAUUAGAGCAGUGUGUGUGUUGUGCUUCUUUGUGCUUGUCGCUGUGCUGGUCAAGUACACUGCCAUCGACCUGUCUCUCUUCUUCAGACCCUACCUUGCACUAAGAAAUCACAAAACAGACGAGAGGGUGUAUGAUGCUUACGUGGUUUAUCAAACGCAAAGCAUGGACAAAGCGACUGAGGACAGACUUUGUCAGUUCAUCACAAAAACGUUGCCCUAUGUCCUUGAGGAAAAGUGUGGAUAUCGACUCUUUAUCCACGGGAGGGACGACACACCCGGAGAAGACCAUCUGCAGCUGGUGGAGGACUGUAUGAAAGAGAGCAAGAGGCUGAUGGUUAUUCUCACCCCGUGUUCAGGGUCUGAAAUCACAGACCAACGUAACGCUUCAGGCCAGGGUGCAGUUAUAGGAGGGUUUGCCUGGCAGUUGGGGCUCCACCAUGCGCUGAUCCAGAGGGAAAUGAAUGUGAUUCUGAUACAGCUUGGGGACAUUGGGCCAGAGGGAUACACACACCUCCCUCUAGGAUUGCAGCACUUGAUUCGCAAAAGUGCCCCCAUUAGAUGGCCAGAGGGCUCACGGGAUGCUGCUGCACGGAAUUCACGCUUCUGGAAGAGAGUGCGAUACUUGAUGCCUGCCAUACCUGCCAAAAGAACACAGAAACCUCUUGAAACCAUUAUAGGCUCCAGUCCCAGUGAGAGAUAGGUGUGGGUCUUUCUCAAGCUCAGGUCCUCUGGUACCUGAGCUUGAGCAUAUAUAUAAAUAUAUAUAUAGAGAGAGAUAUAUAUGGAUGAGCUGUUGGGGAGCUGAUUCCUGAUUUUCUUAUUUUCUCUUGUGGAUUCAUUUUUUAUUUAUUUUAGAAGUUUAAUGGGUCUGGAGCCUUCUGUAUAUCGUGUAGGUUGUUCUUUUUCUUAAAAGUAAGAAAAAAUGCAUAAUUGGAUAACUACAGACUCUCCCAGCCUUGUUGGUUAUUUUUACACAAUAAACUACACCUGGGAGAAAACAUAAAUAAAUACAAUUUUACUGGUGUAAUUAUUUCCUAAGAAAAGGAAUGAGUGGUUCCAAAAAGACCAUAUUUGAUUUUCAGAUUCUUCUAAGUAUACAUAUCUGUUUUUCUAAUUUUUCUUUUUCAAAUAUUUGACAUGAUUUAAUUUUAUGAAUGUAAUUUAUGCCACCAAUAGGUGAAGGAGGAUGAAGGAGCAGUUCACAAUAUGUCUGUUUACUAAUAAAAAUACAAUGGAAUUUG